GAGGUAAUGACUGAAGAAGACGUCUCGAGAAUGAAGUCGGAGAUUUGGGAGUUCUACAACAAGGAGUAUGAAAGCAGCAAAACAUUUGUCCCCGCCCAUCAGUUGGGGCGUCGGAUAUUUACAAUUCCUGAGGGAUUUGUACCGCAUGCGACGAUUGCCAAGAUAAUGAAGCAGAGACUCGCAGCAGUUGAAGGUCCCCAACAUGAGAAGAGCCUCGACUUCGGUGCUGCUGAGAACCUUGCCUAUGCAACUCUGCUCAGUGACGGGUUUCAUGUUCGGCUGGCAGGCCAAGAUGCACAGCGCGGGACUUUCUCGCACCGACAUGCGGUGCUGCACGACCAGGCAGUGGAGGCGCAACACUGCAUCUUCGACGGUCUGAAGGAUUUGAAUUUGCCGCACUGUAUCACCGUCUGCAACUCACCACUCUCCGAAUAUGCAGCGCUCGGGUACGAGUUUGGGUACUCAAUGGAACAUCCCGACACCGUCGCGAUCUGGGAGGCGCAGUUUGGUGAUUUUUCGAAUGGCGCGCAGAUAAUUAUUGACCAAUUUGUGGUGUCAGCGGAGGUUAAGUGGAAUCGACAGAACGGUUUGGUUAUGCUGCUGCCUCAUGGCUACGACGGGCAAGGUCCCGAGCACUCUUCUGCGCGUAUCGAAAGAUUUUUACAGUUGUGCGACGACCGAGAAGAUGUAAUUCAUGAGGAAAACUGGGAGUUGUCGCGUUCUUCGGUUAUUCAACAGCACAAUAUACAGCUGGGUGCAGAUCUCACAAGCAGUUGCAGCUUUCGUGGCCUGCGUUAUGUGGUAGUUCCAACUGUUCCGGCAAACAUCUUCCAUGUGCUACGCCGCCAAGUCCACCGCGCCUUCCGAAAACCGCUGGUUGUUUUCUCUCCCAAACGGAUGCUUAGACUCCGGCAGGCUAUGAGCUCGUUAGAGGAUAUUAUGGAAGGAACACGAUUUAGAAGAUAUAUUCCCGACGAGUUGAUUGGAGACCCUCUCCGAGUUGAGCGGCUAAUUUUAUGUUGUGGACAGAUUUAUUAUGACCUCCUCUCGGAAAGGGAAAGAAUUCAAAGUGAAAACAAUGACCCAGACAACCCAGGCAAUCGGGUUGCUUUGGCUCGUGUUGAGCAGCUGUCGCCGUUUCCAUUUGAUUUGGCGAUAAGAGACAUUCAGAGAUACCCAAACCUGCGCAGUGUUGUUUGGGCCCAAGAAGAGCCUAUGAACCAAGGGGCUUGGGGCUACACAAGCAAACGCAUAGAGUCCUGCCUGCGGCAUUUGGGACAUCCAAAUAAAAUAGAGCGACCCGUGUAUGUUGGAAGAGAUGUGUCAGCGACAACUGCUGUUGGAGACAAAGGGCUUCAUGACAAGGAGUUGUUGCAGCUGCUGCUCGAUGCCUUCAACUUGGAGUGUACAGACAACUCCUACCUGUCCAAGUACCUUUCCAGAAGGGUACAGGCAGAGCAGCAGCAACAGCAGCAGAAGCAGAAGCGCAAGCAGCAGCGACAGCAGCAACAAGAACAAGAACUGCUUCAGCGACAGGAGUGA
This is a messenger RNA of Eimeria maxima, 1542 nucleotides long. Its product is annotated as 2-oxoglutarate dehydrogenase, mitochondrial, related. Gene Ontology annotation, biological process: tricarboxylic acid cycle. The record is from RefSeq and is a predicted model, not a curated record. The transcript is spliced from 11 exons. Gene Ontology annotation, cellular component: mitochondrion; oxoglutarate dehydrogenase complex. The annotation marks the transcript as partial. NCBI's taxonomy places the organism in Eukaryota, Apicomplexa, Conoidasida, Eucoccidiorida, Eimeriidae. Gene Ontology annotation, molecular function: oxoglutarate dehydrogenase (succinyl-transferring) activity; thiamine pyrophosphate binding.